UGCCCUACAACCUUUGUUUUUCUACAUGUCUCUUUUGCUUUGAUGAUGGCAUAAGAUUCUUUCAUCUUUCAUUGAAAGUGAUGUGGGGUAUCAUUGCAACGUUCUAGAAAAGUUCGUUAGCACAACGCUUUCAUUGAAAGCGGAUUAAGCCCUGCCUUCACCACAACGCUUUCUUCAUCUUUCAUCUUCAUCUAAUUUCACUGUUUGUUGAUUGCAACGACUGCCUUUUUUUAUCUUCAAAUCCUUCCCUUGCAAAAAAAAAAAAAAUCCUUCCCCUUCAAAUCGUUUCCCUUGAGUUUUAGCACCCUUCUUCUUUCCAUUGUUUGCGUUCACUUCCUUUGAUCUUCUUCAAAUUUCUUUGUAAAAAGCAAAAAAAAAAAAAAAAAGGCCGAUUUGCUGGUUGAAACUCCUCUCUCUGCUUUCCUCCAAGUUAUUUUCGAAAGGUUGGCUUCCCGUGAGGUCUUAGACUUCAUUAAAGGAAAGAAACUUGAAGAUGGCCUUCUGAAGAAACUGAAGCCAACUCUCAUGUCAGCUAAUGUAGUGCUGAAAUAUGCUGAAAAUGAGCCUAUUAUCGACAAGGAUGUCAGAGCCUUGAUUGAUGAGCUCAAAGAUGCUGUUUAUUCUGCAGAGGACCUCCUCGAUGAGAUCGCUGCUAUAGCUCUUCGAAGUAGGAUGGAACCCGAGGGUCAAACUAGUAUGGCAACGAAGGUAAGCCGCUUUUUCUCUUCUCUCAAUCCUUUCGAAAGGGGGAUGGAGUCAAAGCUUGGGAAGAUCUUUGAGCAACUAGAAUAUCUACUCAACCAAGAAGGUAUCCGCGGUUUGAAAGAAUAUUGUAAAGGAGAGAAGAAAUUUCAAAGAUCUCGUCAAACUUCUUCGGUGGAUGAAUCUGGUGUUUUUUAUGGCAGAGAUGGUGAAAAAGAAGCAAUAAUGCAGUUGUUGCACCCAGAAAUUCUAACUGAAAAUCAGAUUGAUGUGAUUCCAAUAGUGGGUAUGCCCGGGGUUGGUAAAACCACCCUUGCACAAUUUAUCUUCAAUGACGAGAGAGUGAAGGAAUGGUUUGACCUCAAAGCAUGGGUGUGUGUUUCAGACCAAUUUAAUGUUUUCAGAGUAACCAAAGCCAUUCUUGAUGAGAUUACUUCUGGUUGUGAUGAUAGUCAGAAUCUAUACCAGCUUCAACUUAGACUAAAGGAGAAGCUGUUGGGAAAGAAGUUUCUAUUUGUUUUAGACGAUGUUUGGAACGAGAAUUAUGAAGACUGGGACGAUCUGAGAAGACCUUUCACUUCUGGGGCACAAAACAGCAAGAUUAUCGUAACAACACGUAAUGAAAGGGUUGCAUCCAUUAUGAAGACUGUUCAAACUUGUCCUCUUGGUAUCUUAUCUGAUGAUGAUUGUUGGAAGAUAUUUGCAAAACAUGCAUUUGUUGAUGGAAUUCCAAGCAUGCAUAGAGAUCUGGAGGUAAUCGGUGAAGCCAUUGCCAAAAGAUGCAUAGGCCUCCCUCUAGCAGCCAAUGCACUUGGAGGUCUUCUGCGUUGGAAAGAUGCUGAUGAAUGGAAUGAAAUAUUAGAAAGCGAUUUGUGGGACAAACUAGAAAAGGAAGGUACUACUAUUCCUUCAUCUUCAAGAUUAAGUUAUCAUUAUCUUCCUUCAAAUUUGAAGCGCUGCUUUGCAUGUUGUUCCAUUUUUCCUAAAGAUUAUGAAUUCAAAAAGGAAGAACUCAUUCUACUAUGGAUGGCUGAAGGUCUUUUACAAAUUUCCGAAAAUGAUGGCAACGCGGAAGGUAACAAGCACUUCAAAGAUUUAGCAUUCAGAUUGGAAGGUAGUGGUGGUUCAUUUGAAAUAACUGAAAAGACUCGUCAUUUAUCCAAUGUUCAAGAAGAAUAUGAUGUGCUUCGGAAAUUUGAGCCAUUAUCUGAGGAAAAAAGUUUGCGAACAUUCUUGACUUUAGAAGGUUCAUCUCUAUUCAUUCAUUGUGUUACCAGCCAACUGCUUGAUUUGAUAACAAAAUGUAGAUGCUUGCGAGUAUUUUCUUUGGCUAAUUAUCUUAAUGUCAAUGAGUAGCCGAAAGAAAUUGGCCAUUUAAAAUAUUUGCUAUAUUUGAAUCUUUCCAAUACUAAAAUUAAAUGUUUGCCAAACUCUUUGAGUACAUUAUAUUAUUUGCAAACAUUAAUAUUGUUUGAAUGCGGGGGGCUUGUGAAGUUGCCAAAAGACAUGUACCGAUUGAUCAACUUGCAACAUCUCGAUAGUCGGAAAACAGAGUUAGAAAGGAUGCCUGAAGGAAUGGGUAAGUUGAAAGAUCUUCGAAUAUUAACAGAUUUUGUUUUGGGCGACCAAAAUGGUUCAAGGAUUAAUGAGUUAGGAAAGCUCAAGCAUAUACGUGGAAGCCUUGCCAUUUCAGGUUUAGAAAAUGUUGCCCAUGCAAGGGAUGCCAAAGAUGCCAAUUUGAAGGUUAAGAAGGACCUUAAGGAGUUGGAGUUGCUGUGGAGUUGUGAUCAUCGAAAUGUUGAUAAAAGACGUGAAAAAGAAGUACUUGAACAACUGGAGCCCCAUACAAACUUGAAGCGUCUUGUCAUUAGACAUUAUGGAGGUACAAGAUUUCGGGAAUGGAUCGGACAUUCUUCCUUCUCAAAAGUAGUUUCUGUGGAGUUAAGCGAUUGUGAAUAUUGUUUGUUCUUUCCACCGCUUGGGCAAUUAUCAUCUUUGGAAUCUCUCUCUAUUUCAGUGUUUACCAAAGUAGCAACAGUAGGUGAUGAUAAUGGUGGUUUCUACGGGCAUUGUGAUGCAUGGAGUACACCAUUUGGAUCUCUUAAAACUCUUAAGUUUUUCGAAGAUGCCAGAGUGGAAAGAAUGGAAGCUUUGUUCGAGAGAUGAUGCUUUCUCUAGUUUGCAAGAGCUAAUCAUAAGAGAUUGUCCCAAGCUAACCAAUUCUCUGCCCAAGCACCUCGCAUCUUUGACGAAACUUGUGAUCGAAUCUUGUGGAAAUCUUGAUGGCUUGCUUCCUAGGUUACCAAGCAUUUGCAAACUUCAAUUACGGUAUUGCGAUGCAUUGCAAUUGGUGCAAUUGCCUUGUGGGCUUCGAUAGUUCGAUAUUUGCAAUCAGAUUAUCAAUGAUUCCAUAUUGGAGCAGAUGAUGCAACACUGCACUCGUCUUGAAAAGUUAACUAUGUGGUAUUGUUCUAAUCUCAGAUCCCUUCCUGAAGGUAGUCUUCCUAUAACGCUAAAGCAAUUGACAAUCAAGGGUGGUGUCUUGGAUUGUUUCAAAAUCCCCUUGUAUACGUCCCUUGAAUCCUUGCAGAUAGCAGGCGGAAGGUGUCAUCCCCUAGAAUCUUUACCGUUAGGAUCAUUUCCUAUGCUAAAUAAUCUUUAUUUACAAUGCGACAACUUGAAAUGGAUUGGUGCAUCAUCAGAGGGGCCUCCACCACCAGCAUCUCGCAUGUCUCAAAUCUUUGGUAAUAUCUAAUUGCCCUAAUUUUAUAUCUUUUGAAAUUGAAGAGGGAUUAUCUGCCACCAAUUUAACCUCACUUACCGUUUCCUCUUGCGGAAAUUUAAAGUCAUUUCCAGAGCAUAUGCACUUCCUCUUCCCAUCCCUUGAGGAAUUGAAAAUAUCAACUUGUCCAGAAAUAGAGUCAUUUCCAAGAGAGGGUUUGCCCUCCAAAUUAAAAACUAUUUCUAUCUUUGAAAGUGGUAAGCUGAUUGCGGGCAUGACGAGGAGGGAAUGGAGUUUGCAAACACUCCCUUUUCUUACACACUUCAAAAUCGUGAGUUCAAAAUUAGAGAUAGUGUUUUCCAGAUGAACAUCUGCUGCCCUCUUCUCUUACUGAUCUUGUGAUAUGUGGUCUUCCAAGUCUUAAGCUUUUGAACAGCAAGGGCUUUCAACACCUCACCUCUCUUCGCCAAUUGCAUAUCAGCCAUCUUUCGGAGCACGAUUACUACAAGAGAACUUAGUUCCAUUCACUCACAUGUGCAAAAGAGUCUUUUCCCGAUGAACAUCUGCUGCCCUCUUCUCUUACCGAUCUUUACAUUUGUGGUUUCCCAAAUCUUAAGCUUUUGGACGAUAAGGGCUUUCAACGCCUCUCCUCUCUCCGCAAUUUGUCUAUCGUACACUGUCCAACACUCGAAUCCAUGCCGGCAAAGGGGCUCCCUGACUCUCUUUCUUAUAUUUGGAUUUACUAUUGUCCUUUGCUGAGAGAAAGUUGCAAGAAGGGCAAGGUAAAUAUUGGCCGAUCAUUUCCCACGUCCCUGUCAUUUGGAUUGACUAUCAACUGAUUAUAUAGCAAUACUCAGAAGCCAAAUGUGUCAACGUGUCCCUUUGCCAUUAUUAACGUAAUUAACUCAGGAUCAGAAUUAUCCUCAAUACUUGGAUGGAUUGGCCUCAAGCUCUGCAUACUUCAUUUGAAAUUUUGGUUUCUUAGAGUUGCAAUGUUGAUGUGCUCAGAUUUGACCUCAGUAAAGAAUAGGGAUUUCAACUCUUUCCUUCUCUUCUUAUGGAAUCACUGGCAACCGUAUUCUUUAAUCAGACUAGAAGCACUGUCGUGGUUAUCAAGAUGAUUCAUUCAGUCCAAGGACUGCUUCUUUUGAAAGAGCUCUUAGUUUGAAGGUUUUCCAUAGUCACUGUGGAUCCUAACUUCUAUAGGAAUGGCUGUUUUCUAAAGACAAUAAAGAAUGUGGGGCAUUCUCUCAUGUUGAAGAACGUUAAUGUCAUAAGUUAAUUGACAUCUUGCCCUUUCAAUGGAAAUUGAGAAUAAUGGAGGCCGAGAAGUUGUGGGAUGACCUCGGAUUGCAGCAAUCCAUGAACUGGAGUUGGUUGAAUUUGAUUUGUUACCUUUUGAGGGACUGCUUUGUGGUCUGCGCAUGGUGAAAAUUAGAGAUUGCAAUACUCCCAGCUAAAGGAACUGGUGUAGUGUCAUUCCAUUGAAGAGGUGAUUCACUCUAUGCUAGCUGUCUAUUGUUUAGUCAUCACUGAGGUGUAGUAUUUCUCUGUUUUUAAGUAGCAAUUUUAUAAUUUAUUUAAUUGAUGUUCUUCAAUCUUCAUAAAGAGGAAAAUAAGUACUUGUUGAGUAUUUUUUUGGGGUAGAACAAAUCAAAUUUUGAAAAUGAUUUUGUGGGGUAUUGUAUUCACUUCAAGCAUAAUUAGUGUGAAUAUUGAUGAUUUUGCUUUUGGAUGGAAUCAAAACUACAACUGAUACUUAAUAUAUGGCAAAUUGCUUUACGUUUACAAGCUACCAUCACCCUGGUUACUUCUGAGCUUUGUUGCAAAUUCUAAUUGAUGAUUGCCAUCAAAAUGAAGUGCUUCUUCCAUAAAUUGCCUUAGGCUGGAGGUGCAAUAGGUCAUUUUUCUAUCCCAGAAUUAUCUGCAUGACAGUCUUCGAUGGUUCGGCAGCUUUGUGUCAAACUCUGCAUAUUUCUUUUCAAAUUUGGAUUUCCUGAAGCAGCAAUGCUGAUGUGCAUAGAUUUUAAAUCAAUAAAGAAUAAUGACCUUUACUCUUUCAUUCUCUUAGACACUCUGACGUCAUUGACUACCAUAUUGUCUAGUUCAUUCUAGAUGCCCUGUCUUUUUUUCCAUGAUUCUUUCAGUUCAAGGACUACUCAAACAACUUGAACAGCUGCUCUUAAAAGAUUUCUCCACUUGAGGGUUUUCCUGAGUAGCAAGUACGGAUCCUAACUUUCAUGGAUAUUCAAUCCAUUAUAUUCUUCUCUUGGUCUUCCACUAAACGACCUACUGGGCUACAACAAAUCAAAUUAGGAGAUUGAGGCUAGAAGAGAAUGAAGAACUCGGUUUUGGGUAAGAGGUUCUACUUUGAGAGUGGAAAUGAGGAAGCUGAAGAGAAAGUGUUUAACAGACGUAAAGGAGAAGAUGAUGGAAAUGUAUCUAAUGCUUCUGAUACAUCAGCUGAAAACCAGCAGCAGAACAAUCCCACUUCCUAUGACACUUCAUGGGCUCAAAGCUACUGGCAAUCUAUUGAUCUUGUGCUAGUGUACCAUCUCCGAAUAUCAGGCUUUUGGGUACUCCUGCACCUUCUGGUUUAGGCAGUUCAUUUCUUUCCAAAUCGCCUCAAAGGCAUCUCUACUACCAACUGUAGAUGAUCAAAUAUAGCCUCAAAGACAUAGUUUGCACUCUCUGGUACAUCUGAACCAUCAAGGAGACACUCUCUGAGAGUAGAUGAGAAAAUAUCUAAGUUCUCCCAUGAACAUCCGGACCUCCUAUGGGCAAGCUGUGCUAAAAGGCAUGGCAAUUCUUACCGACUCAUAAAUCCUUCCAAAAUGUUGGCUUACUUUCAGGUUUGGCUUGUGCAAAUAUUUUUGCUUUCAUUAAUUUGAGAAAAUUAAUAUCGUAAUGCAAGUAUUGACUUGUGCAUUUCCACUUUUAGAUGUAAUCAGAUCUACAACUGAUACUUAAUUUUUGGCAAAUAUUUUUACAGCCUCCUAUCACCCUACUUCUGAGUAUUGGUUGCAAAUUCUAAUAGAUGAUUUCCAUCCAAAUGUAAUUCCUUUUGCAUGAGCUGCCUUAGCAUGGAGCUACAAGAGCUCAUUUUUCUAUCCCAGAAUUAUUUGAAUGUCAGUUUUUGAUGGUUUGACAGCUUUGCAUCAAGCUCCACUUCAUUUCAAAUUUGGAUUUCUUAGCGAAGGGCCAUCAAUGUGCACAACUUUCAAAUCAAUGAAGAAAAACUUCUUUUACUCCUGUCUCCUGUAUUGCAUGAAAUCAGUGACUACCAUAUUCUCUAGUUUAUACCAGCAACACUGUCUUCCUUCCUUCAUUCAUUCAGUUCAAGGACUACUCAAAAGAACUCGGACAGGUGCUCCUCUGGAAAGAUCUCCCAAUUUGAGGUUUUUCCUGAGCACUAAUUGCGGACAUGGGAACUAGGUUUUUCUGAAGAGAAUGAGGAAUGCAGGGGCAUUCUCUCAUCUUGAAGAACUUUACUUAAGAUUGUCCUAAGCUAAUCGACAUCUUGCCCUUUCAAUGAAACUUGAGAAUAGUGAGGGGGGGAAGUUUGUGGAUUACCUUCCAAUUACAGCAAUCCAUGAAAUGGAGUUGGUAGACUGUGAUUCCUUGGCUUUUGAGGGAAAUUUUGAGAUUGCAACCUCCCAACUCAAGGAACCAGUAUCACGUCAUUCCUAUGACGAGAUGGAUAGUUCCCUAAUUAACGCAGGUUUUUUAUCCAAGUAAACAGUUCAAGAAAUAGAAGCAACAUUUUCAGAUAUGAUAAAAACUAGGAGGUGCAUUAGACAUCCGUUCCCUGAAAUGAUAAAGGCAAUGAUUGGUGUCAAGUGCUUGAAUAAGAAGCAUUAGUUGUUUUCAGAUAUGAAGAAAACCAGGUAGCUUUUCUUUCUUUCUUUUUUUUUUUCCUUUUAAUUCCAGUGUUUGUGAUGGAUCAAGAAAUUUAUCUGUAAACAAUUGAUUAUUAUACAUCAUUGACUAUUAAUGGUGACUCAGGAUUGCUUAGUUCUUUUAAAUUCCUAUUAUCCUUUCAAAGUUUUUCAAGUUAUUGAGAUGUUUCAAAGUUUUUCAAGUUAUUGAGAUGUAUUAUCGGAAUUUGAACUUUGUAGAUCUCAGCAACUUAUAGAACUUGACAAAGGCAGGUUAAUUUUAUCCUUUCUGUGGGUUGCUCUAUAAAAAUGCAUUUUUUUUUUUGUUGUACCAGAAAGACUCACAACCCUCCGUGGCUUAUUACUUGCUGUUUAUGUUUUUCUCUUUGAGUUCUUAAUGACCAAAUGAAAAGUAUUUCACCACAUUCUUAACAGAUACUUUAUCUAGUUCUUCCAGUAAAGGACUUACAACAAAGCAAAUGCAGGUAACUUGUGGCAAUAACUAACUAUUAUUAUCAAAAUUUUGGAGGUACUUUUCUGGAAAUUUUAUACUAGUUUGAAUUUAAACCUAUGCCAACCAGGUAAAGUCACUAAUUCACCAUUUUUAGAACAUAUUUUGUAACUAGAACAAAUAAUUUUGUGAUUGCUUUAUUGGAUUCAGGCACAACUAAGGUUAACAUUUGUGGUUUUUUGGUUAGUGCUAAAUGUAUUUUCCAUAGUACAGUCUGUGACUUCUGCUUUCUGGGAUACAAAGUAGACCUGCAACUAGCGAUCUUCAAUUGUUAUGCAUAAGGCUGCCAGUUGCUAUUUGAGAGUUUUUCAAGUUAUCAAGAUGUGUUAGCAGCGCUUGGACUCUGGAGAUCUCAGUAACUCACAAAACUUGACAAAGGCCGGACAAAUUUAUGCUUUCUUUAAGUUUACUCUAUAAACAUGUGCCCUUUAUAUAAAGAUACCUGAUCCAGUAUAUUCUUUUCUGGCUCUUCUACUAAAUGACCUACAAGUAAUCAAAUGCAGCCACAGUGUGAGCUUCUAUGGCUAGUGCUGAAAGAUAUGUUUCCAUAACGCGGCGGGGGUGAUUUCUAUUUUCUGGGAUGGAAAGUAUGUAGAUCUGCAACAAAUGAUCUUCUUUGUCUGUGCAUUGCAUUCCAGGCUGGCAGUUGCUAUUUGAGAUUACGCACCAUGAAAAUUUCAAGCCGUCUACUACCAGCUUGAGCAAGAGGUUGAAUGUGUUUGUAGCAAGUUGGACACGCUUCAUCUUAAAUUUUGGAUUGUUAAAAGCAGCCUAGAGGAUGAUCUUUCAUUCUUCGCACUCUUCGUAUUGGGAUAUCGAUUCCUUUCCUUUGGAACUUUAGAGUUGAAUAACAGCCACAAUCGCAAGUCCACACCCAGCAGGCAUUUUCAUGAGCGUUCUGCAGAUUCAACAGAUAAGGGGGAGAGGAAGACCUUCUCUCAAACACAUUGUGUAUGCUGAAUCAACAACGAAAUGUUUUAUGUGAUUGAAGUCAGAUAUCGAUUAUAAUUUCUGGAUUCUUGUUUAGUUUUUGUUCAUGCAGUAGUUCACUUCAUAAAUUUUCGUUUUUUCCCUUUUAAAUUAUUAAUUUCUUGUAAACUUUUUGGGUGAAUCGUUUCGCCCAAGGACUUUGACAUAGUUGGAGCUUUCAAGAACAAAUGAA
Molecule: messenger RNA, 8975 nt
Organism: Durio zibethinus
Lineage: Eukaryota; Viridiplantae; Streptophyta; Magnoliopsida; Malvales; Malvaceae
Source: RefSeq, a predicted model, not a curated record